GAACAAGGGUACAACGCCACAGCAUCUACCACCACGUGAUCAUCGCAUGUGAAGCGCUCAUGAACAGAACUUUCCAUUAUACUGAUUUUGGAUCCUGGGAGCCAAAGAAUCCCUUUCUUAUAUCCUGACAUGCGUAGGUGGAGGAUAUUUCCGCAAAAAUCGCACGUCCUAUGCUUGAGCGCUAAUCCUCACGUGUGCAUCGCACAGCACUACAUAAACCUACGACCAACUUGCGAUUAUGCAGGUUGCGCCUCCUCAACUGCCCUUCUUCAACUAACAUUCUCGCAUCCUGAGCCAUAUUGUCAUUAAUGGCCAAUAUAGCAGCUCGGACGCUCGUAAGUGCAGCACAGACAGCUGCUCAAUUUGCUCCAGUGCCAUGGCUCGCACCCGCUACGGGCAUAAUGGUCGCAUUGAUCAACAUGUUCGCAGCAGCGGAAGCAAAUAAACAUGGGAUCAUUCUACUCCAGGAUCGCUGCUUGAGUCUCAUGUCCAUCAUCAACAAGGAGGGACAGAGUUUGUCCCCUGAUCAACAGCUCAGGCUGUGUUCGGGUGCCCAUGGCACCCUUCAAAGUAUUUUGAACAGAAUGGAGCCGUGGUGCUCCAUGUCCAGGGUCAAGCUGUUUGUCAAACAAGACGAGCUGGCUGGUACCAUUCAGCAAUGCCACACAGAUAUUUCAGAUUGCUUGGUCAAACUACAGGUCGCCUCUCAUAUAUCAAUUCAUGCUUGGCAGGAAAGCUUUGAGUUAAGUCGCAUACAAGACAAGGAAGACAUCCUGCAGUAUCUGGGCGACAUCAGAAACCAACAGGAGCUUAUGCAAGUCGCACAGGCGAAGCAAGCUGCAGAUCUGCAUCAGAUCAUGACAUUGAUGCAAAAGAAUCUUCCAGGUCAGAUUCCAACCACAGAUCGUGGUAUGGAAAGCAACCUGUACUACAUACAACAUUCGUCUCAGUCGCUUUUACCAAACAUGAAUCUCAAACGCGGUGAAGUGAGACGCAUAGGGCAAUAUGCUGUCAAGGGAACAGGAUCAGCAGAUAUAUGGGAAGGCUAUUAUUUGAACGAGGAAAAGGUGGCCAUUAAAAUCCUACGGGCUGUCCACUGCGAGCCUCAAACGCUUCGGAGGUUUAAGAGAGAGGUAGAGAUCUGGAAACGCGUGUGGGAAGCCGACCGCGGAGAGCAUAUCCUUCCUUUCUAUGGCUUCUGUCAAAACGAUGGGCCUUUCCCGUAUGUUGUAAGUCCAUGGAUGGUCAAUGGCACAGUGGACGAGUAUAUAAAAAAGUACCUCAACGUAGAUCAUCGUGCUCUGAUUACAGGCAUCUGCGAGGGCGUGAAUGUCCUGCAUAGCAUGACACCCCCGAUCGUACAUGGUGACCUCAAGGCGUCCAACAUCGUCGUUGAUGCACGCGGGAACCCCCUGUUGGCCGAUUUCGGCUUUGCCAAGGUCUUGGAAGAUGUCACGGGUGUAAAUUUCACGAUGUCUGCUGGGGUUUCCAAUUCCCAGAGGUGGCUUGCGCCAGAGCUCUGCUGUGAUGGCGGCAUGCUUACCACCCAAUCUGACAUCUUCGCAUAUGGCAUGACUAUACUCGAGAUUAUGACUCAUCAAGUACCAUGGUACAACAUCCGCCACACAACACAUGUCAUCAUCAAACUUUCUAGGGGGGAGAUGCCCCCACGUCCCAGUGAUCCUGCGGCUAGCCAAAGGGGUCUAGAUGACCGUUUAUGGGGGUUGGUCGAGGGCUGCUGGUCAGCCCCCGAAAAGAGACCUUCAACGAAAGAUAUUCUUGCUUUCCUUGGGUAAAAUCAAAUAUCGCUAUAUCUCAUCACCUUCUCAGCCGCACCUUCUCAUGCAACACCAUCCCUGGCCCAAACCCGCGGCUUCCACAGAUAGCUCAUCGUUUUCAUUGUAAUCUGACAUUGCAACUAGCUGCAGAAUCAGUGGGGUGGACUGUGCAACAAAGCAAAUUAUGUUUCUCUGAUCAGCGCCUAGUAGUACAGUAACCAAAGUUCAGCUACCAUAGCCAACAUGCAGAAUGUAAAGUGGUGAUCUAACAUUUUGCCGACAUCAAUGCACUCAUUUACAUAAAG
Molecule: messenger RNA, 2083 nt
Organism: Suillus bovinus
Lineage: Eukaryota; Fungi; Basidiomycota; Agaricomycetes; Boletales; Suillaceae
Product: kinase-like domain-containing protein
Exons: 12
Coding region: 309-1796 (495 amino acids)
Biological process (GO): cell surface receptor signaling pathway; protein phosphorylation
Molecular function (GO): ATP binding; protein kinase activity
Source: RefSeq, a predicted model, not a curated record